Messenger RNA from Pestalotiopsis fici W106-1, 1188 nucleotides. RefSeq lists its product as uncharacterized. The transcript has a single exon. Lineage: Eukaryota; Fungi; Ascomycota; Sordariomycetes; Amphisphaeriales; Sporocadaceae. The record is from RefSeq and is a predicted model, not a curated record. Bases 1 to 1188 code for a protein of 395 amino acids.
AUGGCCUCCUCGCCGCAAACGCCGCGGCACUCGAGGCAGUCCUCCUUUGUGGACAAUAAUCACUAUUCCUCUCCUGGCUCCUCGCCCAACGCCAAACGACGCACUUCCAAAUCCUCCUUUCAAGAUCUCAUGACCCCCAUGUCGCACAACAUGAACGACCAAGACCUCAGCACCUUCAGCGGCGGGAAUUUUGACGGCGGUGACAACGGGCUUGGCAACCUAGCAGACGAGCUGGCAGAUGCCCUCUCGGGCGACGAAGACGACGAUGGCUACUACGAGGACGGAGACGGUGACGGCGAAGGAGAAGGCGAAGGCGAACAGCCAUCCGACGGUGGUCUCGAGUCGCCCAAGGACCGUGCCGAGGAUAUUCGAGACAGCGGUGUAGAUGUUGAGGAUCGCAAACAACUACCAGCAAGAAACAAGAACCUAGAGCUCAGCCCACCGCCAAAUCCCAAGAGCCACCGCAGACAAGGCAGUGCAUACGAUGGAAGUGAAUAUGGUUCAGAGUCCGAUCUAGAGUCUGCCGGCAUGCCCCCCAGCUUGGUGGCCAGGAUGGACGCCGUUGAAUCACUUGCAAGGAGGGGGACAGAGAGCGGACCUGCCGACAAGGUCUUUCAUCGGGUAACAGAAGGCCUGCGCGACCUGGGAUCACAAGCCAGCGUAGAGGGCAGCACAACCAGGCUGAUCACAGCACACUCGGCCUUGGCAACCCAUCUGGCGCAUCAGACUCGCCAAUUACACAAUCUCACAUUCCCGCUCCUAUCACCAUUGGUGAUGCCCCCAGACGCAGAGACCAUAGAUGAUUUACUACCUCUGCUGAACUCCCUUUCGGACGACAUGCCGCGGCCAGCAACCGCAGCGUACAACUCCCUGUCAGCCCUGCAAACCCUCACAUCGGACCUGGUCCAGACCUUGAACUAUCUUUCAGACACACUGCACAUGUCUCGCCAGACGACAACAACGGCAACGAGGAGGCUCAAGUCUGCCAAGGACAUGGUGGCAGACAUGAGGCGGGAAGAGGAGCUCAGAGAGGAGGGCGAGAGGUGGCUCACCAGGGGAAACUGGGGCGAGCGCCUCGAGAAGAGGGAAUGUGCCGACGUCUGUCGAGACGUUGUCAGUGGUUUUGAGCAAAUGUGCAACGACUGGCGAGCCAGACUAGUUGCACAAGAAGCCGAAUCAUCUGCAUAA